AUGGCCGACUCUAAAUCUACAGUCAGCCUGAAGCUACUCAUCGAUACAAAGCGUCAAAAGGUUCUGUUUGCUGAAGCGGGUAAGGACUUUGUGGAUUUUCUUUUCACCCUUCUCUCUUUGCCAGUUGGCACUGUUAUUAGGCUUCUGUCAAAGGAUGGCAUGGUUGGUAGCUUUGGUAAACUGUAUGACAGUGUUGAAAAUCUAGAUUUAACAUAUAUGGAACCCAAACUAAACAAGGAUAUCCUGCUCAAACCCAAGGCACCUGUUGCUGGACCUAAUAUCCUCGGUUUGUUGGACUUGGCCAACGUUGACGUACCAGCUGCUAGAAAUAAGGUGUUCUACAUGUGUUCGAAAAGGAAUAACAAUAAAAAUAUUAAUAGGCGUGGACAGUGUAACUGUUCCGGCUCUGCGCCUACCGCCCACCUUUAUGUGACUGAAGAUCCUAAAGAACAAUGUCCAAAGUGCAAUCACCAUAUGUCUUCUCAGGCGACUUAUGUUGGUCAACCAAAGACCACGGUAGCAGCUUCUCGCUUCGGUGCAGCAGGAUAUGUCAAAGGCCUAGUUACGUACAUUGUAAUGGAUGAUCUGGAGGUGAAGCCUAUGUCCACUAUUUCAAGCAUAACUCUGCUCAACAGGUUCAAUGUUAAGAAUGUUGGCACCCUCGAACAGAAGGUUGUAGAUCUUGGCAUGAAUGAGGGUGUGAAACUGCUGAAAGAAUCCCUACAAUCCAAAGCAGUUCUCACAAAUGUGUUCCUGGUGAAGAAAGCUGCUGCAUGA
Rosa chinensis is the source of this 777-nucleotide messenger RNA. RefSeq lists its product as uncharacterized. The transcript is spliced from 2 exons. Lineage: Eukaryota; Viridiplantae; Streptophyta; Magnoliopsida; Rosales; Rosaceae. The record is from RefSeq and is a predicted model, not a curated record. The coding region runs from base 1 to 777 and encodes 258 amino acids.